CUGUGUAUGUUUACAGGCCUGAUGUUGGGGAGCCUGCUCCUUGUCUCACUGUGUGUUGGCGCAGCAGCCAUGUUUGACAGCAAACAGCUAGAUGACCACUGGGACCUGUGGAAGACAACCUACGGGAAGACAUACCAGGAUGAGGUGGAGAAUACACACCGCAGGGGAUUGUGGGAGAAGAACCUGAUGCUCAUCACCAUGCACAACCUGGAGGCCUCCAUGGGGCUUCACUCCUAUGAACUGGGCAUGAACUUCAUGGGAGACAUGACACAAGAGGAGAUCCAUCAGUUCACUGGCAAGCUCACUCCUCCCACUGACCUCAAGAGGGCGCCACUUACUUUUCCAAAUGCCAAUGUAUCAGACACCUUUGACUGGAGAGAGCAUGGCUGUGUGACCUGUGUCAAGGAUCAGGGUUCUUGUGGUUCCUGCUGGGCCUUCGCUGCUGUCGGUGCCCUGGAGGGUCAGUUGGCCUUGAAAACAGGGAAGCUGGUAGACCUCAGCCCCCAAAACCUGGUGGACUGUUCAACUCAAUACGGCAACCACGGCUGCAAUGGUGGCUUCUAUACAGAAGCCUUCAAUUACAUCAAGUACAACGGUAUCGAGACUGAGGCUUCAUACCCAUACGAAGGAGAAGAAGGACAAUGCCACCACAACUCCAACAACAAUGUUGCAACAUGCUAUGAGUACAACUGCCUGCCUCCAGGGAACGAGGCUGUGAUGGAACUGGCAGUCUUCACCAUCGGACCCAUUGCAGUUGCGAUUGACGCAAAUCCAAAAGAAUUUAAUUUUUACAAGAGUGGAGUGUACGAUAACCCGAUGUGCACACAAGAGCUGAACCAUGCGGUCGUAGUUGUGGGCUACGGCACAGAGAACGGAAAAGACUACUGGCUGGUGAAGAACAGCUGGGGAACUAGUUAUGGAGAAGCGGGCUACAUCAAAAUGUCACGCAACAAGAACAACCAGUGUGGCAUCGCUCAGGUCCCCUGCUACCCCAUCAUGUAGCUGCAGAGGAAACCAAACUGAGU
This is a messenger RNA of Scomber japonicus (chub mackerel), 1025 nucleotides long. RefSeq names its product cathepsin S-like. Bases 7 to 1002 code for a protein of 331 amino acids. Gene Ontology annotation, biological process: immune response. NCBI's taxonomy places the organism in Eukaryota, Metazoa, Chordata, Actinopteri, Scombriformes, Scombridae. The record is from RefSeq and is a predicted model, not a curated record. The transcript is spliced from 7 exons. Gene Ontology annotation, cellular component: lysosome. Gene Ontology annotation, molecular function: cysteine-type endopeptidase activity.